Messenger RNA from Xylona heveae TC161, 880 nucleotides. RefSeq names its product putative transcriptional elongation protein Spt4. Bases 191 to 556 code for a protein of 121 amino acids. Gene Ontology annotation, cellular component: DSIF complex; nucleus. The transcript is spliced from 4 exons. Gene Ontology annotation, molecular function: RNA polymerase II complex binding; zinc ion binding. Gene Ontology annotation, biological process: positive regulation of DNA-templated transcription, elongation; regulation of transcription elongation by RNA polymerase II; chromatin organization. The record is from RefSeq and is a predicted model, not a curated record. NCBI's taxonomy places the organism in Eukaryota, Fungi, Ascomycota, Xylonomycetes, Xylonales, Xylonaceae.
CUGUUUGACAUCCUUUCCUUGAGAGAGCUUGUCUAGAUUCCCGCAGAAACUUUCUGGUUGACUCUGGUCUUCAGAGCGAGGCAAGAGAACCGGAGUGUCUUUGAUGAGCGGGGUCUCUACGCUCAAGGUACUCUAAUACGAAUAGCUCGAUUGACAACGACUCCUUUUGCUUAGUAUUAACAGGCACCCAAUGUCAUCCAACUUUGUCACCCCGGGGCAACAGCGAGGCCUCCGCGCCUGCAUGGUGUGCUCAAUCGUCCAGCUCCAAAGCAGGUUUAUGCGCGAAGGCUGCCCCAACUGCGAAGAGUUCCUACACCUUGCCGGGUCUGCAGACGCAAUUCAAGAAUGCACAUCGCAAGUCUAUGAUGGCUUGAUCACCCUUGCCGAUCCCGCUUCAUCCUGGGUAGCCCGCUGGCAGCGGCUGGACGGUUACGUUCCUGGUGUUUAUGCCGUCAAGGUCAUUGGGCAGCUGCCCGAGGACAUCAUUCAAAAUGCUGAGGAAUCCGGCGUGAAAUAUAUUCCUCGUGAUGGCAGCGCCUCGAACGACGACCAAUAGGAGAAGUUCGAUAAUACCUUUACUAUUUCGGCGACACAAAUGGAGUUAGGCUAGGCGCAUAAGGUGCUUUUCAAUGACGACAUCAAGUUUAUCGAGGGGUUGGUUUUUCAUUCCGAGAAGUCCUCUCCCUUCAUCAUGAUCUUAUGUUCUCAUGUCGUUCUCUUCGAAUAUGCAUUGGGAUGGUGCUCCGCACUUGCUAAGCGAAUCUACAAAAUAAUGCGAUGCAACAUUGUCGAGAGACAGCGGGAUAUUUCUGCUCAAGGUGACGCCUGCUCUCGUCUUGGGUUGAUGUCUUUCAAGCAUCUCUUCACAACAUGCCGCGAC